Messenger RNA from Cajanus cajan (pigeon pea), 1690 nucleotides. NCBI's taxonomy places the organism in Eukaryota, Viridiplantae, Streptophyta, Magnoliopsida, Fabales, Fabaceae. The record is from RefSeq and is a predicted model, not a curated record.
GCUGUUACAUGCUCUUAUUGUUUGCAAAAUCAUGGGUAGUGAGAUAGAUACCAAAUCAAUUGAACCGGUCCGAAAUGCCGUGUCUUUGUUUGGAGAUAAAGGUGAUCAGAAGAAAUAUCAACCUACCAGGAGUAAGAGUGGUUGUGAAAAAGAACUAGAGGAGUUGACAAAGGAAUUGUCCAACUGCAAGGUACAAUUAGAAGCAAAGCAAGCUGCACACAUGCAAGCACUUCUUAAGAUGGAGCACAGCCAAAAGAUGAUUCAUGAAUUGACUACCCUGCUGAAGAAUUCUGAUUUUGAGAGAAACAAGAACACGAAUGAAUGUUCAGAGUGCAGAGCUUGCAAAGAUGAACUUGAAUCCAAGAUGAAAGAGAUGGCUGAUCAGAAUUUGGAGACUGCAAAGGUCCGGAACCAGCUUACACAUGUUUUGUGUGAAUUGAAGGCGACACAAAGGGAGCUUCUAAACAAAGAAACAGAACUUGUUGCUGCUAGAGAUUCUGAACUGAAAGCUUUGACAAAUGCAAAACAAUUGGAAUCUGCCUUGGAGGUUGAAAAGGAACAGAAAGAAGAACUCCUGCAGCAAGUGAAGGAGCUAAAUGAAGUUAUUCACAAUUCAAAACUAGCUGCCAUUGAAGCUGAGAAAGAGAAGUUAGCUAUAUUGUCUGAGAAGGAUGAGAAAAUUGAUUUAGCUACAAAAGCUACUGCUCAAGUACAACAACAGCUAGAAGAUAUGAGAAAGCAUGUAGAAAUGCUACAGGAAUUACAAAAUCAGCUAAUGGAUAAGUCUACUACACUGGUUGAUUCUCUUCCCUUGGAACCUAUGCAAGCUUAUGAAACACUCACUUUAUCUGAGGAUUCUGCUCCCAAAAACAUAAACAACUCAGACCAAUUAAUCAUUGACAUGGAGCUAAAGGAAAGAAAGAUCAUGGAUCAAUCUGUGUACAUUGAGACACUGGAAGCGGAAUGGAGUCGGUUAAAACAAGAGCUCACUGUUGCAAAGGAAGAAAUAAAUUCCUUGAACAUUACUAAUGAAUCACUGAGAAGUGAGUUACAUGAGGCUAGAGUUAAACAAAACAUGAAAAAGGAGACUGACAAUGAAGCACAGGUGGAAAUUGCAUUGCUGAAAUCUCAGCUUCAGGAACUUAGGUUGACUAACAAGAAUGAUCACUCAAAGUCAGAAGCUGAGGAGAGAAAUAGUGAAAAUAAUGAUGACCAUGUCACAUGCAAAUACUACUUUGAGAAGACAAGUGGAGCUCAAGGAUCAGUAGGGGAAGUUGGAAGAUUAUCAGAGUUAGCAUUGAUGAAAAAGGAGGUGGAAAAUGCAUCAGUGAAAAUUGCUGAGCUGAGGGCACGUGCAGAACAGGCUCUAAGUAGGGCUGAGUUUGCUGAGAAUGCUAAAGCAGCAUUAGAGGACAAAAUAAGGAGACAUAGGGAACAUAGGCAGAGAAGGAGGGCUGCCCUUACUGCACUUAGGGAGGAAUCUACCCCUAAACCAUUUAGUCCUUCCUCAUCUUAUGGAACACCUGGAACCUACCAGCCCUUAGGUAAGGUUCUCAAUAUGAAAUUGUGAAAGUCUAACUUCACGUGUGAGUUGUUACUUGUUAAUGAUAUUUAGUUGGAGUGUUACUGCGAUAUUUGUUUGUUGUAUCUAGCAAUGGGAUCAGCGGUUUGGUCUUACUUUGUGUUGCAA